Molecule: messenger RNA, 903 nt
Organism: Phytophthora infestans T30-4
Lineage: Eukaryota; Oomycota; Peronosporomycetes; Peronosporales; Peronosporaceae
Product: metalloprotease family M48X, putative
Exons: 1
Coding region: 1-903 (300 amino acids)
Biological process (GO): proteolysis
Molecular function (GO): metalloendopeptidase activity
Source: RefSeq, a predicted model, not a curated record
AUGCGGAUACCACCCCAAGUUCCUGACGAUGCCACUGAGCCCAUUUGGAAAUUGGCUACCAGAGCGGCGAUCAAACUCAUGUCGACAGCGCUAUACUCAAAGCGAUUCAUCGGCGCGUCGGCGCUACUGCUGUACGGAUACGCGUCGUACCCGAUUGCAGAGCCCACUAGUACACACUCGCUUCGACUGGCACAAGGUCUCGACGCCCAUGAACUCGACCGCAACGACCCGUUUGCCAUCAAUGUGCGGGAAAUCGCAGCCCGUGUGGGCGUAAAGAACCCGGAACGAAUCUCCAUCCGCGUAGGCGAGCAGUCCGCCGGUGCCUCCAUGGGAGCCAACCUCACUGUUGGCCAGCGUGGAGCAUGCAUCGUGCUGCCCAUGGAGCUGUACGACGCUUUCUAUGCGCCGGCACAUCUGCAUGCAAAGUACGACAUUCCCAAGCGCGACGAGAUUGACUUCGUUCUAGCACACGAAAGUGCUCACAUUGCCAAGAACCACUCCAUGUUCACGGGUGCCUUCCUUCCGGCAUCGCUGGUGGGUAGCUGCGUUGCCAUCCACAAGAUCCCGAACAAACUCGUUGCGGGAAUCAUUGGCGUGCUGGGUAUCGUUGGUGGCAACUUGUACUUGUCCUGGAGUCUGGAGCACGAAGCCGAUCAGGUGGCAGCCGAGAGUGGCUUUGCACGAGGCGGCAUCAAUUGCUUCGAGCGGAAACUGUCUCGCAACUGCGAGAUGCGUUCAGUGCUUAAGACACGAAUGAUCACUGACAAAGGCAAUUACUUAGGCGACACUUCACACCCGCUGCUGACGUCGCGCAUCGAGCGACUUAAACUGCUGACCUCUGCUGAGACGAUAAAACUUGUUGUCACCACAGAGGACGAUAGAGGUGAAGACGAAACGUGCUGA